Closterium sp. Naga37s-1 is the source of this 735-nucleotide messenger RNA. The record is from the annotation of a GenBank genome assembly. Lineage: Eukaryota; Viridiplantae; Streptophyta; Zygnematophyceae; Desmidiales; Closteriaceae.
AUGGACAUCGCCCGCACGUCCAUGAUUCAUGCCUGUGCGCCCCAUUUUCUGUGGCCCUACGCGGUUCGCUACGCCGCUCACCAGCUGAACCUCCAGCCGCGCGUCUCGCGGCCAGAGGCUUCACCGACCAGUCUUUGGACCGGGUCCCCUGGUGUUGGGUCAGCUUUUCGUGUCUGGGGCUGCCUUGCGCUUGUCCGCGACACCUCUGCGGACAAGCUCUCGGCUCGCGCCGUCCCCUGUGUCUUCCUUGGUUUCCCGGUAGCCUCGGCCGACUGGUCCUUUUACCACCCGCCCCUCCACCAGUUCCUAGACCCCCGUGACGUCCGGUUCGACGAGUCAGUGUCCUACUACACCAGGUACCCCUGUCGAGGUCUGCCGGUUCCCCUUCCUCCCCUUUUCCUCGCACCCUCUCUUCCCCCUGCUCCCGCUCCUCCGGUAGCGGCUCCCUCCCCGCAGUCCUCCUCACAGUCCCCUCAGCAGCCUUCGGUACUUCCUCGACAGGCUACUGUGGACUCGGUUGGUUUUGGAGCUGGAGGUGCAGCCACUGGCGGUACUCGGUCCGGGGGUGCUCGUUUGAGGGGUGCUGGAGUUGGAGGUGCUGGCGCAGGUGGCGCUAGCCCUGGGGGUGCUGGAGCUGGAGGUCCUGGCACUGGAGGUGCUAGUCCUGGGGGUGCUGGAGCUGGAGGUGCUGGCGCAGGUGGCGCUAGCUCUGGGGGUGCUUGUCAGAAUGAAUGA